Molecule: messenger RNA, 1029 nt
Organism: Penicillium nucicola
Lineage: Eukaryota; Fungi; Ascomycota; Eurotiomycetes; Eurotiales; Aspergillaceae
Product: DUF3712 domain-containing protein
Exons: 4
Coding region: 1-1029 (342 amino acids)
Cellular component (GO): fungal-type vacuole membrane
Source: RefSeq, a predicted model, not a curated record
AUGUCCAUCACCAAGGGCCAUGUCGUAGAAGAAUCCGAGAACGUUCCAGGAAUUGUCGCUCCGAAGCAAUCCUUUGGCGCACGAGUCGGCGCACACUUCAAGCGAUUCUGGUGGGCGCAUCUGAUCUUCUUUGUGAUUUGCGUAUUGGUGAUCUCGCUCCCAGUCGUCUACGUCGCCUAUCCCAAGAUCGCUCAAGAUGCAGUCAACGACUCAACCCUCAAUAUAACAGAGAUGGUCAUCAGCAACCCAACACCCGAUUCCUUCCAGCUCAACCAGACCCAAGUGCUCGGCUCGAAGAGUCCGUAUCACCCCCACAUCUACGAGUUCGACGCGGCAGUCUCCCUCGCCGGCGCAGCGGCUCCGUUCACGACUGUUCGCGUGCCUGGUGUCAAAUCCGUUGAUGGUGUUCAAAUCCACGUGGACCAGAUGGUUGAUCUGAGCGACACUGCCGCCUUUGGGGAUUAUGCUACGGCUGUGAUGUUGAACGAGCAGGUUGAGUUGAAUAUCUAUGGAACUCCGGGAUUGAAACAGGGUGCUCUGCCCAAGACUACGGUUACCUAUAACAAGACUGUUGUUAUGAAGGGACUGAAUAAACUCGAGGGCUUUGCUGUUCCCGAUUUCCAUAUCCUGAUUCCCUCUGUGAAUGGCUACAACAUGAACGGAACUGUUUACAUUCCUAACCCGUCUGUCAUGACCAUUUCCAUGGGAAACCUAACCCUCAACCUAGCCGUCAACGGCAAAGCAAUGGGCCAGACCUACAUCAACGACCUAGUCCUGAAACCCGGAAACAACACCAUCCCCAUGCUAGCAAACGUGGACCAAGCCGCCAUCCUAACCAUGUUCGCCUCCACAAGCAACCCCUACAAAGACGGCAUCGUCCCCUUCACAAUCACCGGCAACUCCAGUGUGUACCACGGCAAGAACCUGGAAUACUUCACCGAGGCGCUUGCGGCGAACAAGUUGACUGUCAACCUGAAUGUUUACCAGGCGCUGAAGGAAGCCGGACUUGAUUUGUCGGGGAGUUCUUAA